This is a messenger RNA of Frieseomelitta varia, 252 nucleotides long. Its product is annotated as glutamate receptor ionotropic, kainate 2-like. The record is from RefSeq and is a predicted model, not a curated record. Lineage: Eukaryota; Metazoa; Arthropoda; Insecta; Hymenoptera; Apidae. The transcript has a single exon. The annotation marks the transcript as partial.
CGUGUCAACAGGUCAAGUACGGGGUGCAGGCAGUAUUCGGCCCAUCGGAUCCGAUCCUGGGCCAACACAUUCACAGCAUCUGCGACGCACUGGACAUUCCACAUCUGGAAGCCAGGCUGGACCUGGACACGGAGGCGAAAGAGUUCAGCAUCAACCUCUAUCCCGCACAAAGUUUGCUCAACGCCGCUUAUCAGGACAUCAUGGAGUUUCUCAACUGGACCAAGGUCGCCAUUAUCUACGAGGACGACUACG